GCGAGUGACUUCGGUUGUGCCGGGAUUUUUAAGUUAGUGUCAUUUUGAAAUACAUUUUAGUCAACUUUUACAAUGCUUUACAACAAUUAUACCCCAAAACUAAAAUUAUAAUGUAAUGUAGUUAAUCGUAACGUUUAAGUAUUAAAAUAAACCGGUCCGUAUCGAUUCUAACCUAAUUUGUGUUGUUAUAACCUACAAACAAACCAAAUAAAUAAUUUAAAAUGUCUUUAAUAACACAUUUGGGACCUGUUAGCGCGCAUCUGGACAAAUUGAGACAAAUUUUACCCAAACAAUUUACCCUAUCCACCACUCAAAAGGUCAUAGUGGUCUCAGUUACCGCGAGUAUUGCAGUAGUUGGUGUUUUAGCGCGAUAUUUGAGAAGAAAGAAGCGGACGGUGGAUUUAUCUAAAUUCAGACGGUCUUACCCUAAACGUUCAAGAAUUUCUGGAAUGAGGAGUCCUAAUGGAGAUGUAAUAAGUCAAGCGAGCAGCGGACGACGAAGUGCAGCUUACAGCAACGUCUACGGAGACAGACUCACAAGACAGGGGUCGACCAUCAACAGCGAAAGGGGUUCUGUAGCCUCUGGGAGCCUCGCCAGUGGCGGUUUGGUUGCCCCAGACCAGACCAACACUUCGCAAUUAACACCGCAACAGAUCGGCGUCAUGGCAAUGGAGGCUUUAGAAACAUGCAUAAACUACUGGGAAGACGCUUUGGCAUUGUAUAGAUCUAGAGAUGGAGGUGGUGCCAUGGCAGUUUUAGGGCCCGAAGAAGCAAAUUUUUGCAAAGAUCUUCAACAUUUAUUGGACGUGGCUAUAGAACUACAAGAUAAAGCAGAAAUGUUGUUUUUGGACCAAAGGUCGGUGUUGUUCAGGCCUGAAAGUGGGACCCAUCUUUCAGAAAAUGGAAUCGAUGCUGAUUUAUCAGGAGGGGAGAGUUUUGCCUCAGCUCAGGAUGUUGUAGCCGACUUGCGGGAAUUUGAGGAAUUUUCCGACUACUUCCCCGACUUGGAGCAGUUCCCCUUGUACCAGGCGGCGCUGCGCCACCUCGAAAACGGGGGCAUCCCCUGCCGGACGCUACGCACCGAACUGGUGAAAUGUGGCUCCGAUGGAGAAUACCUGGCAAAGCUGCACUGCCUUCGGCUCGCUUUUCAGUAUAUUUUGCGUGACAGGUCGAAUUAUAUUUGGUUCGCUGACGCCGGCCGCCAAAUCCUCGCUGAUCUCCUUUUGUACGCCGACCGGGACCCGAAAGACUUCCUCAUCGGCUACGAGGAAAUGCUCAAGUACAUCCAGGACCCAAACAACUGGCGAGAACUCGAGGAGGAGCUCAGCAUGAAAGGGGUGAAGGCCUUGACGUUUUACGACGUGGUGAUGGACUACAUCCUCAUGGACGCUUUCGAGGACUUGGAUUCGCCGCCGUCGUCGGUGACGGCAGUUGUGCAAAACCGUUGGUUGUCGAAUGGUUUCAAGGAGACGGCGUUAACCACCGCCGUGUGGUCGGUGCUGAAGGCCAAAAGAAGGAUGUUGAAGUUUCCAACAGGGUUUAUGGCCCAUUUCUAUUCGAUUUCUGAGCAGCUUUCACCUCUUUUAGCGUGGGGCUUUUUGGGGCCCGACGAACUACUCAGGGAUACUUGUGUUUUCUUCAAGGACCAAGUCAUGGGGUUUCUUGUUGAUAUUUUUAAUUUUCAAACGUGUAGGUAUACGAAUGUGGAAGAGUUGGCUGCAGAUGUUGUGCAAAAUCUCAAAAUUAGGAUUGAAAAUAUUAGCCAGAGAUUAAGUGCCCAGUCGUGAACGAGUUUUAGAGUCAAACUCAAAUAAUAAAUCGGUCGUUUUGACGGACGAAUGUAGAUAUAUUCGCAGAAUGUGCAGUAGACUUGAGUCCACUUAUGUAAGUUUUAAAGAGGAAAUUUGAUAACAUUAGGUGUACAUUCCUAACAAUUAUUUGGAGUUUAGAAAUUGUAACUAAAAUCCUGAUUAUGUGCUGUUACACGUAUGUGUAUUAAGAACAUUUUUAUGUCCAAACUGUUCUUGGAACUUGUAUCGUUUGAUGCCAAUACUUUUCGUGAAUAAAUGGAGAAAUUAUAA
Messenger RNA from Tribolium castaneum (red flour beetle), 2081 nucleotides. It is a transcript of the gene Miga, whose product is annotated as Mitoguardin. NCBI's taxonomy places the organism in Eukaryota, Metazoa, Arthropoda, Insecta, Coleoptera, Tenebrionidae. The coding region runs from base 222 to 1787 and encodes 521 amino acids. The record is from RefSeq and is a predicted model, not a curated record. The transcript is spliced from 6 exons. Gene Ontology annotation, biological process: mitochondrial fusion.